CAUGCGCAGAUCCCGGCGGGCGAGACCUUGUUUAGCUGCGGCCUCCAGGCUACAGAUUGUCCACAUUUUGCCUCAAAUCAUCUUGUCCUCCCAGGGGGAAGGAAAUGGCUGCAGUGGAACUGGCUCAGCAGGGUUUCCAAUUUCCAAACCUGAUGUGAUCUCACAGCUGGAACAAGGGGAGGAGCCAUGGGUCCCGGACCUCCAUGGCUCUGAGAAAGAAAUGUCCCCGAGAGCUGCCUACACAGGCAGUGACCUAUGUCUGGAUUCUCUCUGUUUCCCAUCACGUGAUAGGAUGAUGAGUGAGAAUGAGGAGAAACCCCAUCAGGAAGAUGCUGAGCAAGUAGAACCACAUGGAACAUUUUCAGGAAGAUCCAAAGGGAAUGUUUCCAGGAGUUGCGCACUUCCAGAAAAAGCGAAAGCCUGUGAGACUCAGGAUUGGCUAGAGGAAAAUUUCAGUAGCCUCUCAGACCUUAUCACAAGUGAGAGAAUCAACUUGGAAGAGAUACGCUACAGAUGCCAUGAGUGCAGGAACAGCUUCAGUCAGAGCUCAAACCUUAUCACACAUCAGACAAUCCACACAGGGGAAAUGCCCUACACAUGCUCUGAGUGUGGGAAAAGCUUCAAUCAGAGCUCAAACCUUAUCACACAUCGGAGAAUCCACACACGAGAGACGCCCUACACAUGCUCUGUGUGUGGGAAAAGCUUCAAUCAGAGCUCAAACCUUAUCAGACAUUGGAGAAUCCACACAGGAGAGAUGCCCUACACAUGUUCUGUGUGCAGGAACAGCUUCAGUCAGCGCUCUGACCUUAUCACACAUCAGACAAUCCACACAGGUGAGACACUCUGCACAUGCUCUGAGUGUGGGAAAAACUUCAGUUGGCGCUCACAUCUUAUCACACAUCAGACAAUCCACACAGGAGAGAAGCCCUACACAUGCUCUGAGUGCGGGAAAAGCUUCAGUCGGAGCUCAGACCUUAUCACACAUCAGAGAAUCCACACGGGAGAGAAGCCCUACACAUGCGCCAAGUGUGGUAAAAACUUCAAUCGGCGCUCACACCUUAUGAAACAUCAGAAAAUCCACACAAGAGAGAAGUCCUUCACAUGCUCUGUGUGCAGGAACAGCUUCAGUCAGCGCUCUGACCUUAUCACACAUCAGACAAUCCACACAGGUGAGACAAUCUACACAUGUGCUGAGUGUGGGAACAACUUCAGUCGGCGCGCACACUUUAUCAGACAUCAGAGAAUCCACACAGGAGAGAAGCCCUACACAUGCUCCAAGUGUGCCCUUAACCCUCCGUCCUUGGCACCGAGCACUGACAGCACUCCUCCGGCCCCGGACCGCGCUGGCUCUGCCAAGACGCCUCGGCACCGGCCUUCUCCAGUGCAGGGACCUGACCGAAGGCCUUCAACUUCCUCCACACCUUCAGUGCAGACUCAUCCGGAUCGCCCGGCACCUACCCCUGCCGCGGCACCGACGACCGUGGUACUGUCGACUCCGGUCCUGAGAGGGCCAUCGAGUCCGGUUCAGGAGAGCUCCCUGGUGAGACCCAUGGUCGAGCUGACUGUCCCCUCGCCGGAGACAUUCUCCUCGGCCAGGGACCUUAUUGUGAUGACUGAAUCUGCCCUGCCUCACCCCCCCGGCACCGCCGGUGUGGGUUCUCCCUUCCAGAGGCAAGCCUGCCGCUAUGAGGCCUCCUUCACUGGAGUCGAUGAGCUGGCACCGGUCCUGAUCCAUAUCCCGGCACCGCUCAAGGUCUCGUGGUCAGUCCCGAUCUUGACGCCACUUGCAGUCCCGGCACCGGUCAUAUUCGCGGCACAGAUCCACCUCUCGUCCUGGUCAGUACUCUCAAUACCACUCCAGCUCUAG
Messenger RNA from Gopherus evgoodei (Goodes thornscrub tortoise), 1867 nucleotides. RefSeq names its product zinc finger protein 250-like. NCBI's taxonomy places the organism in Eukaryota, Metazoa, Chordata, Testudines, Testudinidae. Gene Ontology annotation, molecular function: RNA polymerase II cis-regulatory region sequence-specific DNA binding; DNA-binding transcription factor activity, RNA polymerase II-specific. The record is from RefSeq and is a predicted model, not a curated record. Gene Ontology annotation, biological process: regulation of transcription by RNA polymerase II. The transcript has 7 exons. Bases 2 to 1867 code for a protein of 621 amino acids.